CCCACAGAACCAUGCGUGUGGCACAGGGCUGCUGUGGUGUGCAGCAGUGGCACCCAGGGAAAGAGAAGGGGCUGGGGUGAGUUGGGCUCAGGACCUUUGAGGCGUGGCCCGUGCAGGAGGAAGAGGUACUCAUAGACACACUGAGUGAGCUCUUCUGCUCCCCAGGUCCCCAUGUUGUCCCCAUGACCAUGUGCUGCUCCCAGUAACUACUCUGUUAUCAUCAGACAGAGGGAAGAAACAGAGUCCUGCUUGCUGAAAUGUCUGCUGGCACUAACUGUUAGAGUAGAGGUUUCUGAGGACUCCAGGCCAGAAGAGGGUGGAAAGCCUCCCGCAGCACAAGGAACAGGGCUCCUUCAGAGGCUGAGCAAAGCCACAGUGCUCGUGAACAAAGGUUGAGGGAGCAGCCCGCAUCUCCUCUGGCAAGUGAGGCAAUGUGGGUUUUCGGGGACCCAGCCACCCACCAGACCUACACUGUGCUGCUGCCGCUGGCCUGGAAACUCUGAGCGCUGUUCCUGUGACACCCGCCACAAACUCCUGCUGCCCAUGAGUGUUUGCUGCUGGAGACCCUGCCAAGGCUCCCACCUGUGAGGAUGUGCAGCACUGCUGCGGAGCUGCUCCCUGCCCUGGCACUGGUGUUUGGGGUAGCAGUGGCAUUCGCACCCAUUCCCCGGAUCACCUGGGAACACCAAGAGGUGGGGCUGGUGCGGUUUCAUGAGCCUGGCAUCUACAACUACUCAGCCCUGCUGAUGAGCGAGGAUGAAGGUACUCUGUAUGUGGGCGCUCGGGAAGCGGUCUUUGCGGUGAGCGCGCUCAACAUCUCCCGGAAGCUACACGAGGUGUACUGGGAGGUCUCAGAAGACAAAAAAGCAAAGUGUGCAGAGAAGGGAAAAUCGAAACAGACAGAAUGCCUCAACUACAUCCGAGUGCUUCAGCCACUCAGCUCCACUUCCCUGUAUGUGUGUGGUACCAACGCAUUCCAGCCCACGUGUGAUCACCUGAACUUGACAUCUUUUAAGUUUCUGGGGAAAAAUGAAGAUGGCAAGGGAAGGUGUCCCUUUGACCCGGCGCACAGCUAUACAUCUGUCAUCGUGGAUGGAGAGCUGUAUUCUGGGACAUCCUACAAUUUUUUAGGAAGUGAACCCAUCAUCUCGAGAAACUCUUCCCACAGUCCCCUGAGAACGGAGUAUGCGAUCCCGUGGCUAAAUGAGCCAAGCUUUGUCUAUGCCGACGUGAUCCGAAGAAGCCCAGAUGGCAUGGAGGGUGAGGACGACAGGGUCUACUUCUUCUUCACGGAGGUGUCGGUGGAGUAUGAGUUUGUUCUCAAGCUGAUGAUCCCGCGUAUCGCCAGGGUGUGCAAGGGGGACCAGGGUGGCCUGAGGACUCUGCAAAAGAAGUGGACGUCCUUCCUAAAGGCCCGGCUGAUCUGCUCCAGGCCGGACAGCGGUCUGGUCUUCAACGUGCUGCGGGAUGUGUUUGUGCUGCGGGGCCCGGGCCUGAAGGAGCCUAUAUUCUAUGCACUCUUCACCCCGCAGCUGAACAACGUGGGGCUGUCAGCAGUGUGCGCCUACAACCUGUCCACAGCAGAGGCCGUCUUCUCCCGCGGGAAGUACAUGCAGAGCGCCACUGUGGAGCAGUCCCACACCAAGUGGGUGCGCUACAAUGGCCCAGUGCCCACACCGAGGCCCGGAGCGUGCAUCAACAGUGAGGCGCGGGCAGCCAACUAUACCAGCUCGCUAAGCCUACCUGACAAGACGCUGCAGUUCGUCAAAGACCACCCUCUGAUGGACGACUCAGUCACCCCGAUAGACAACAGGCCCAGGUUAAUCAAAAGGGACGUGAACUACACACAGAUUGUGGUGGACAGGACCCGGGCCCUGGACGGGACCAUCUAUGACGUCAUUUUUGUCAGCACAGAUCGAGGAGCUCUGCACAAAGCUGUGAACCUGGAGAGCGAGGUGCACAUCAUUGAGGAGACCCAGCUUUUCCAGGACUCUGAGCCAGUGCAGACUCUGCUGCUCUCCUCCAAGAAGGGCAGGAGGUUUGUCUAUGCAGGCUCCAACUCAGGUGUGGUGCAGGCCCCGCUGGCCUUCUGUGGGAAGCACAGCAGCUGCCAAGACUGCAUACUGGCUCGGGACCCGUACUGUGCCUGGAGCCCAACCGAGGCUGCCUGCGUCAUCGUGUACCAGGCCGAGGGCACCAGCAGGGCAUGGAUUCAGGAGAUGAGUGGCGACACAUCCUCAUGCCCGGAUAAGAUUAAAGAAAGUUCCCCGCAGCAUCCUUUCAAGCACGGAGACACAGCGGAACUCAAAUGCUCCCAAAAGUCCAACCUAGCCCGGGUGGUGUGGAAGUUCCAGAACGGUGUGCUGAAGGCCGAGAGCCCCAAGUAUGGUCUGAUGGGCAGGAAAAAUCUGCUCAUCUUCAACCUGUCGGAAGGUGACAGUGGCGUAUACCAGUGCCUGGCGGAGGAGAGGGUCAGGAACAAGACGGUCUCCCAGGUGGUGGCCAAGCUGGAGGUGCAGGUGCUCCCGCGGCCCUCACUGGCCUCCCACUCACCGGGCUUUCAGGCCACCUCCAGGGCGCCUGCAGCGGCCACCCAGGGGUCUUCUGCCCCAGGCCUGGCUGUACAGGCCACCUCCCCUGGGCCCAUCACCCCGCCGCCCCGGCCCAUGCCCACCAGCACAUCCUGCGAGCCCAAGAUCGUCAUUAACACCGUGCCACAGCUACACUCUGAGAAGACCAUGUACCUGAAGUCCAGUGACAACCGCCUGCUGAUGUCUCUGUCGCUCUUUCUCUUCGUGCUCUUGCUCUGCCUCUUCUCCUACAACUGCUACAAGGGCUACCUCCCGGGGCAGUGCUUGAAGUUCCGCUCAGCCCUGCUGCUUGGCAAGAAGCAACCCAAGCCUGAGUUUUCGGACCUGGAGCAGAGUGUGAAGGAGACGCUGGUGGAGCCUGGGAGCUUUUCCCAGCAGAACGGAGAGCAGCCUCGGCCAGCCCUGGACACUGGCUAUGAGACAGAGCCAGACACCAUCACCAGCAAAGUCCCCACGGACAGGGAGGACUCACAGAGGAUUGACGAGCUCUCUGCCAGGGACAGGCCAUUUGAUGUCAAGUGUGAACUCAAGUUUGCAGACUCGGACGCAGACGGGGACUGAGGCGUGUGCCUGUGGUGUCUUGCAGCCCACUGUGGGGCGCUUUGUGUCUUACCUGUUCAGUACCUGCGUCUCCAGUCUCGUGGCCGUGCAGCAGUCCUUAGUCUUGUUUCCUCGCUGGUUGAGUCUGUGACUUGCUCCUCUUUGUGGUUUGGGAAAAUGACAAGCAUUGCGUCCAGGUCAGAGUCCUGCAGUGGGUUGGAGCUCUGGGAGACCACUUUGCGGGUGGUGCCCCAACAUUCCGGAGCCCUUUGUGUCAUGGGGGAGAAGUGGCUGACCUCCCUGGGCUGCGCAGGGCUCCUUCCACUUCUCCCCAUAGCAGCCACUAAAAGAUGAUUUCAUUCCAGAUUGGAAAUGACAUUUUAGUUUAUCAGAUUGGUAACUUAUUGCCUGUUGUCCAGAUUGGCACGAACCUUUUCUUCUGUUGAAUUAUUUUUUUUUAAGAUUUUGCUUUGGUUAUGUUGAGUCGUAGGUCUUUUU
Octodon degus (degu) is the source of this 3629-nucleotide messenger RNA. RefSeq names its product semaphorin 4D (gene Sema4d). Lineage: Eukaryota; Metazoa; Chordata; Mammalia; Rodentia; Octodontidae. Bases 591 to 3152 code for a protein of 853 amino acids. Gene Ontology annotation, biological process: negative chemotaxis; negative regulation of axon extension involved in axon guidance; ossification involved in bone maturation. The record is from RefSeq and is a predicted model, not a curated record. Gene Ontology annotation, molecular function: chemorepellent activity; semaphorin receptor binding. The transcript is spliced from 18 exons.